This is a messenger RNA of Baudoinia panamericana UAMH 10762, 1080 nucleotides long. RefSeq lists its product as uncharacterized. Bases 1 to 1080 code for a protein of 359 amino acids. The transcript has 6 exons. Gene Ontology annotation, biological process: protein phosphorylation; cellular response to oxidative stress; osmosensory signaling pathway. Gene Ontology annotation, cellular component: nucleus; cytoplasm. The record is from RefSeq and is a predicted model, not a curated record. NCBI's taxonomy places the organism in Eukaryota, Fungi, Ascomycota, Dothideomycetes, Mycosphaerellales, Teratosphaeriaceae. Gene Ontology annotation, molecular function: MAP kinase activity; ATP binding.
AUGGCGGAAUUCGUGCGUGCGCAGAUCUUCGGCACGACGUUCGAAAUCACGAGCAGAUACACCGACCUACAACCCGUGGGGAUGGGAGCCUUCGGGCUCGUCUGCUCGGCCAAAGAUCAAUUGACGGGACAGGCGGUUGCUGUGAAGAAGAUUAUGAAGCCUUUCAGCACCCCGGUGUUGUCAAAGCGGACAUACCGAGAACUUAAACUGCUGAAACAUCUUAAGCAUGAGAACGUUAUCAGCUUAAGCGACAUCUUCAUUUCGCCGCUCGAGGACAUGUACCUGGUCACCGAGCUGCUCGGCACUGAUCUACACCGGUUGCUCACUUCGCGGCCUCUUGAGAAGCAGUUCAUUCAAUACUUUCUCUAUCAGAUCCUGCGAGGCUUGAAGUAUGUCCACUCAGCGGGUGUUGUGCAUCGCGACCUUAAACCUUCCAACAUCCUCGUCAACGAGAACUGUGAUCUCAAGAUCUGCGACUUCGGUCUGGCUCGUAUCCAGGACCCGCAGAUGACUGGCUACGUGUCAACCCGCUACUACCGAGCGCCAGAAAUCAUGCUUACAUGGCAGAAGUAUGACGUGGAGGUGGACAUUUGGAGCGCAGGCUGCAUCUUCGCGGAGAUGCUCGAGGGCAAGCCACUCUUCCCUGGCAAGGAUCACGUGAACCAGUUCAGCAUCAUCACCGAGUUGCUCGGCACUCCGCCAGACGAUGUCAUCAGCACCAUCUGUUCAGAGAACACACUACGAUUCGUACAGAGUUUACCGAAGCGCGAACGGCAGCCACUUAAGAACAAGUUCAAGAACGCCGACCCACAAGCGAUCGAACUUCUGGAGCGGAUGCUGGUGUUCGACCCCCGGAAACGUGUCAAGGCCGGCGAGGCGCUUGCUGACCCAUACCUGGCGCCGUAUCAUGACCCAACCGACGAGCCAGAGGCAGAGGAGAAGUUCGACUGGAGUUUCAACGAUGCCGAUCUACCCGUGGACACGUGGAAGAUCAUGAUGUACUCCGAGAUCCUCGACUUCCAUAACGUCGACUCAGCGCAAGCCGAGCAGGCAGCCGAGCAGAACGCAUCUGUACCGUAG